Messenger RNA from Miscanthus lutarioriparius, 372 nucleotides. NCBI's taxonomy places the organism in Eukaryota, Viridiplantae, Streptophyta, Magnoliopsida, Poales, Poaceae. The record is from the annotation of a GenBank genome assembly.
AUGGCGGACAUGCAGAUUGUCCUGGCUGGGAGGAAGAUCGAUGCGCAGUAUGUGGAGAUGAAGGUGCCGCUCUACUCCUACGGGUGCGAGAAGAAGAUCAAGAAGGUGCUGUCACAUCUCAAAGGUAUACAUUCAGUUCAGGUAGACUACCACCAGCAGAAGGUGAUGGUGUGGGGGAUCUGCAACCGCGACGACGUGCUCGCCGCCGUCCGGAAGAAGCCCCGAGACGCGCGGUUCUGGAACGGUGACGAACUGGGCCCAGGCGAGCAUGUGCCGACGCCCGGAGAAGCUCCGAAGAAGUACCUGGCAGCCUUCACCGCCUACAGGUUGAGGAAGUCGUGGAAGAAGCUUUUCCCGCUGAUCCGGCUCUGA